AUGCGAGAGAUGGAAAAGAAGACGCCUGAAAGGCUUAGUUGUGUCUUUAAACUAGCUUACGGAUGUGCACUCUUGGGCAGGUGUCUUUAUACCCCUGCAUAUGCCUCCUCUCUUCUGCCCAUUGUCUACUCGGAGCGGUUUUGUUUAAUGCCCAGCAUGGCAGAGAACAGGGGUAAUCCAGGCUUCAGUAGCCAGUCUUACUCCCCUUCAUCAAGCCGAGGAUACCCGAGUGUACCCCCGACCAACCCAAACCUGCUAAACCCACUGGAGAGUAAAGUUGAUACUCAGGACGCUCAAGCCAAGACUAAGGAGAAAGAUCAGAUGGUCGGACUAAACGACAAGUUUGUUGCGCUAAUUGACAAGGUUAGUCAUUUGGAGGAGGAGAAUAAGGCUUUGGAAACCCAUCUGAACAUUCUGCUAGAGCAUGAUAAAUACAAGGACAACAUUGACGACCUUGUAAAAGAAAAUGCUGCAGAACUAAAGCGACAAAUUGAUGGGCUUGCUUUGGACAAAAAAAAAUUAGAGACUGACCUGGUCAAGUGCAAAGAGGAGUUAAAAAACACCACAACAAUGUACAAAGAUGAGGUGGACAAGAAGACUAAUCUGGAAAAUGAAUUUGUCAUCAACAAGAGGGAUCUAGAUGAUGGCUUUCUCCAGAAGGUGUUGCUUGAGCUUGAACUGGAAGACAUUAUAGCUAAGCUGGACUUCUUAAAAAAUGGAUAUGAUGAAGAGAUAAAAGAAUUGGAGUCUAUGAUCCACAAUGAGACUGUGGUGUUGAAGCCUGACAACUCUCGAAAUCUAGAUGUGGAUGAGAUCCUGCAGGAAGUGAAGGCUAAGUAUGAAGAAAUGGCCAAGCGUAGCCGAGAAGAAGCCGAGCAGUGGAACAAGAGAAGGAUGAAUGACAUGGUGCUAAAGGCAGGAAAGCAUGAACAGGAAGUGAAAGACAUCAAAAGGGAGAUCACUGUGAUCCAGAGAAGCCUUCAGAAACAAAUCACAGGGCUUGGUGCACUAAAGAAGAAGAAAAGGAAUUUGGAGGAUGAAAUAGGUGCCUCAGAGCUGGAAAACCAGAGGGCCUUGAAUAAUGCUCAAGAUCACAUUUCCAAGUUAGAGGAAGCACUCUGCAGGGACAAACAGCUAAUGGUUAGACAGGUUCGAGAGUACCAGGAGCUUAUGAACCUCAAGUUGGCUCUGGACAUUGAGAUUGCUACAUACAAGAAACUUCUGGAAGGAGAGGAGAUGAGAAUGGCUGACCAUCAGCGAAAUCAGUCUGACAUCAAGGCUUCAAAGAUCCAGCCAAGUCUCGAACCUGCACAAGAAAACCUGAAGGUCCUGCUUAUCAAAAUUGAGGUUAAGGAAGGCCGCAUCAUCUCCGAAAGUACAGAGGUUCUUGAAGGACUUAUUUAUUAAAACACAGCUCUAACAUAUGAUCUAACUUAGGUCUAACAUUUAACU
Molecule: messenger RNA, 1452 nt
Organism: Trichomycterus rosablanca
Lineage: Eukaryota; Metazoa; Chordata; Actinopteri; Siluriformes; Trichomycteridae
Product: keratin, type II cytoskeletal 8-like
Exons: 10
Coding region: 1-1407 (468 amino acids)
Biological process (GO): keratinization; intermediate filament organization
Cellular component (GO): keratin filament
Molecular function (GO): structural constituent of skin epidermis
Source: RefSeq, a predicted model, not a curated record